AAGGUAAGAACAUGGAGGCCGCGGCGAGGAAGAGCGUGUGCGUGACCGGAGCAGGAGGCUUCAUCGCGUCGUGGCUCGUCAAGCUCCUCCUCUCCAAGGGCCACUACACCGUUCGCGGCACAGUGCGCGAUCCUGGUGAUGCUAAGAACGCCCAUCUCAAGGCUCUAGAAGGCGCCGACGAAAGAUUGCAGCUUGUCAGGGCUGACCUGCUGGACUAUGACAGUGUAGCGUCAGCGAUUGCAGGCUGCGAGGGCGUCUUCCAUGUUGCCUGCCCUGUCCCUUCUGGCCGAUCAACCAACCCAGAGGCAGAGAUCAUAGCUCCUGCUGUAACAGGCACACUGAACGUGUUGAAGGCCUGCCAUGAGGCAAAAGUUAAGCGAGUUAUCAUGGUCUCUUCGGGCGCUGCUAUCGUCGCUAAUCCUAGCUGGCCUGAGGGCAAAGCCUUUGAUGAAGACAGCUGGUCAGACGAGGACCACUGCAGAAAGAAUGGAGAUUGGUAUUACCUAUCCAAAACGCUGGCAGAGCGUGAGGCUUUUGCUUAUGCAGCAAAAACUGGGUUGGACAUCGUAACUAUUUGCCCAUCAUUGGUAAUUGGACCCUUGAUGCAGUCUACAGUAAACUCUAGCAGUAAAGUACUUCUUAAUUAUUUCAAAGGAGAACAUGAGACUGUAGAAAAUAAACUCAGGAAUGUAGUGGAUGUUCGUGAUGUUGCCGAUGCUCUUCUUCUGUCAUAUGAAAAAUCAGAUAUGUCUGGACGGUACAUCUGCAAUUCACCUCCAGUAAAAGUCUCUGAUAUGAUAAAUAUUCUGAAGACCUUAUAUCCAACUUAUACUUAUCCGAAAAGCUUUACUGAAGUGGAAGACAAUAUGAUUUUUAGUCCGGAGAAACUCCAGAAGCUAGGGUGGACCUUCAGGCCUCUAGAGAAGACCCUGAGAGACAGCGUUGAAUCCUACAGAGCAUCUGGUGUCCUAAACUGAGCAUCCAACUACAACUGGGACAAGUUUGGCUGUUUAUACUUGCAAAUUCUUUCUGAUUCAUGUAAACAGUGAAACAAAAUAAGUUGGUGACACAAUCAUCAAGAGAAUCAUGUUGCCAUAGAAAAAAUAAAUAUUUUGUGUGAAACA
Molecule: messenger RNA, 1124 nt
Organism: Lolium rigidum
Lineage: Eukaryota; Viridiplantae; Streptophyta; Magnoliopsida; Poales; Poaceae
Product: cinnamoyl-CoA reductase 1-like
Exons: 6
Coding region: 12-977 (321 amino acids)
Molecular function (GO): oxidoreductase activity, acting on the CH-OH group of donors, NAD or NADP as acceptor
Source: RefSeq, a predicted model, not a curated record